Messenger RNA from Loa loa (African eye worm), 1025 nucleotides. Its product is annotated as S-phase kinase-associated protein 1. Gene Ontology annotation, molecular function: cullin family protein binding. Lineage: Eukaryota; Metazoa; Nematoda; Chromadorea; Rhabditida; Onchocercidae. The record is from RefSeq and is a predicted model, not a curated record. The transcript has 5 exons. Gene Ontology annotation, cellular component: cytoplasm; nucleus. Gene Ontology annotation, biological process: SCF-dependent proteasomal ubiquitin-dependent protein catabolic process. Bases 52 to 576 code for a protein of 174 amino acids.
AAUUUUCAGAGUUUACCAUCAAAUCUGCAGUAUCACCGAACCGUAGUUAAAAUGAGUGAACAAAAACCCGUACAGCAGAAAAUUUCGCUAAUAUCGUCUGAUAAUGAGACAUUUGAAGUGGAUCGAAAUGUGAUCCGAUUAUCAACCACGAUCAACACAAUGCUUCAGGAUUUGGGAAUGGAUAAUCAAGACGGCGGGGAUAUUGAUAUGGUUGAGGGUAUUCCAUUACAAAGCGUUAAUUCAGCUAUCCUCAAAAAGGUUAUUCACUGGUGCGAUUAUCACAAAGAUGAUCCAAUUCCGCCGGAAGACAAUGAUAACAAGGAGAAGCGUACUGAUGAUAUUUCAUCGUGGGAUGUUGAAUUUCUUAAGGUGGAUCAAGGCACAUUGUUCGAGCUCAUUCUGGCAGCGAAUUACUUGGACAUAAAGGGAUUGCUCGAUGUAACGUGCAAGACGGUGGCUAAUAUGAUUAAGGGCAAGUCACCGGAAGAAAUUCGAAGGACUUUUAACAUUAAGAAUGAUUUCACUCCGGAAGAAGAGGAACAGAUUCGAAAGGAAAAUGCAUGGUGCGAAGAUUGAGCUCAUCUGAUUCUAGUGGUCACCAAAAAUGAUGCGCAAUUGUGGAGCCCAAAUGUUCAGUUUUCUUUUCUUGAAUGUAAAAAUUUCAUUUCAACGAUAUUCUUUGUUUUAACAUUAGCUGUAAGGUGUGACAGUUAUAUUUCGCCCUAGUUUUUUAAUUUCUUUGCAAAUUAAUGCUUGAGCUUAUAUCAUACUCUUCAAUUUCUUCUAAUGCUUUCUUCCCAAAAACGGCAAAAAGCUGAUUUGAACAAUGAAUGAAUGUUUUGUCACAUGUGCUAUAUGCAGUUUGUUUCUUUUAUGUUUUCAAUGGUACUAUCGCAAUCUGAAUCGGUAUAGUUGUUGCAAAGAAUAUUUUUUCCCCUAAUUAUUGUAUUGGAAACACAAAUUCUAUAUAAAAUGCAUUCUGUAUACUGUUGCAUAUUUGGUCGAGAUUUUUUGGGAUGAGAGAG